AUGACUGUUGUUGUUGAGCCUCAUGAAUUGAAUAAGAACGUUUAUGUCGAAGUUAAUCGAUUGGCUGAUGUUAUCGAGCCUAAUGAAUUAAACAAGGAUGUUUGUGUAGAAGAAGAAAUUAACCAAUUGACUGAUGCUAUUGAGCCUAAUGAAUUAAACAAGGAUGUUUGUGUAGAAGAAGAAAUUAAUCAAUUGACUGAUGCUAUUGAGCCUAAUGAAUUGAAUAAGGAUAUUUGCGUAGUAGAAGAAAUUAAUCAAUUGACUGAUGCUAUUGGGCCUAAUGAAUUGAAUAAGGAUAUUUGUGUAGAAAAAGUUGAUGAAUUGAUUGAUGCUGUUGAGCCUCAUGAACUGAAUAAGAACGCUUGUGUCGAAGUUAAUCGAUUGACUGAUACUAUUGAGUCUAAUGGAUCGAAUAAAGCUGUUUGUGUAGAAGAAGAAAUUAAUCAAUUGACUGAUGCUAUUGAUCCUAAUGAGUUGAAUAAGAAUGUUGGUGUCUGUGUAGAUGUCAAGGAAACGGCCAUUGCUGUCGAGUCUAAUGAAUUAAAUAAGGAUAUUUGUGUAGAAAAGGUUAAUGAAUUGAUUGAUGCCAUCGAGUUUCAUGAAUUGAAUAAUGACAUUUGUGUAGAAAAAGUUAAUGAAUUGAUUGAUGCUGUCGAGACCCAUGAAUUGAAUAAGAACGUUUGUGUAGAAGUUAAUCAAUCGAUUGACGUUGUUGAAUCUAAUGAAUUGAAUGAAGAUUGCGUAGAAGUUAAUGAAAUGACUGAUGCUAUUGGGUCUAAUGAAUUGAAUAAGGAUGUUUGUGUAGAAGUUAAUGAAUUGAUUGAUGCUGUCGAGACUCACGAAUUGAGUAAGGAUGUUGGUGUAGAAGUCAUUACUCAACAAAUUGCAGAUAAACUGAAAUUGAAUGAAUUUGGUGAUGCUAGUUUGAAUCAGGAUGAACAAAUGGAUAUUAUUAUUAGCAAAGAUAAUAUUAUUAUUGGUAAUGACGAUAUAGUUACGAGCAAUAAUACCACUAACAGUUAUGAUAUUGUUAGUAAUGACGAUAUUAUUUAUAAUAAUUUUAUGGUGGAUGAAAAUAAUGAUAAUGUUAUUGAAACGAUCACCACCCCAACAUUUUUCACUUCACCAAUACUAUCAAAAUUACCAACACUUUUCACUUCGCCAAUACUAUCAAGAUUACCAACAUUGUUAUCAUCACCGACAUUAUCAAGAUCACCAAUAAUAACAUCAAAUCAAUCGCAAAUUAAAAAAUUUACCGUGGAAGAUUAUUUAAGAGAUUUGGGCGAGCAACAAGAAAAGAAGCUGGAAAUCGAAAUUGAGAAAAUUAUUGAAAAAUUGUUGAAUGCUAAAAAAAAAUUAAAAGAAGAAAUAAUGCGAAUUCAAGUCAUAUAA
Molecule: messenger RNA, 1392 nt
Organism: Entrophospora sp. SA101
Lineage: Eukaryota; Fungi; Glomeromycota; Glomeromycetes; Entrophosporales; Entrophosporaceae
Source: the annotation of a GenBank genome assembly